AUGCCGACGAUAGCCGGCGAAAACGUGAUUGGCUUCUCAGUUCGCCAUCCUCGCCAUCGUUGCGCUUGUCACCCUCUCGUCCUGGCAACGCAGUGGACGGUCGGAGACGAUAGCGGCUGGACCAAUAACGACUAUGACUACAAUACUUGGGCUCAAGGCAAGGUGGUCCGCGUAGGAGAUAUAGUCUCUGUAAGUGAGCUCGGGCUCGAGUUCAACUACCAAGAGGGCAACCACAAUGUGUUCAAACUGACCAACGCGACCGACUUCCAAGCGUGCAACAUCCCGCCGGCGAAUGAGACCUUGACGAGUGGCCACGAUGUCAUCCCUCUUAACACUCCCGGGGUCAAGUGGUACAUCUGCGGGAUCAGCCAGCACUGCGCCAAGUUCAACCAGAAGCUCAAGAUCACUGUCAUGGACGCUGCCGCAGGUGCUCUUUUCCUCUCGCCUCUCCUCGUUUUCAAAUUUUAUUCGAGAAAAACAGAGACUGUGAUAGGGCGCACGAUGCCCUCAAAACUGGCCACGAUUACAUCCCUCUUGCCACUCCCGGGGACUAGUGGUACAUCUGCGGGGUCAGGCAGCACUACGCCUCAUUCGACCAGUGGUCCUGCUUCAGUACUGUCCGCUCGGUUUGGUGACAAGCCCUCGGGUGCCAACGCUGCCAUCUCGUCCAGCUUCAAGGUUCUUGCGGUUGCUCUUGUCCUGAUCACAGUUUGA
Molecule: messenger RNA, 714 nt
Organism: Eucalyptus grandis
Lineage: Eukaryota; Viridiplantae; Streptophyta; Magnoliopsida; Myrtales; Myrtaceae
Product: uclacyanin 1
Exons: 5
Coding region: 1-714 (237 amino acids)
Cellular component (GO): plasma membrane
Molecular function (GO): electron transfer activity
Source: RefSeq, a predicted model, not a curated record